AUGGACACACAGCCCAACCUGUUUCUGGAUAUACUUGGUUCUAUAUUUAAGAGGAUGCUAGUAAAAUACUGGAUUUACUUCUGUUCCAUCAUCUUUUUUAUUGUCAGCUUCAGCGGCCAAGUGGUCCUAUAUAAAAUUCUCUACAUUAUCCUUUUUCUGUUCUGUGUGGCUUUGUACCAGAUUCAUUAUGAGAGGUGGAGACGAGUCCUGAAGGGAUUUUGGCUGAUAGUUGUCUCCUAUUCAAUGGUAGUCCUCAUUGCUAUAUAUGCCUACCAGUUUAAGAUGGUUUCUGCAUUUUUCCUAGAAACUUUGGACAUAUCAGAGGAAAGACUAAAAGAUGUGGGUCUUGAGCGGUUCAGCACAGUGGAGCUGUUUGCGAAGAUUAUAUUGUCCUGUGCCUUUCUUCUGACUUGUAUCCUUCAGCUGCAUUAUUUCCAUAACGAUUUCCUGAAGAUCACAGAUGUGACCAAUAUUUCUGGGAGUCCAUCUUCUUCAUCUGGCAGGCUGGCUGCUGAGCGGUUACAAGAAUCUUUUCCAGAUGGACUGGACAAAUCUGAGAACACCAUGGAAAAGGUAGAAAAGAGGAAUAAAUGGACAGAAGUGGUUGACAAUUUGGCACCUUGUCUUCUGAAGAUCUUAGCAGUGACUCAGGACAUGCAGGCGUUUGCAUGGAGAUUUCUGGAGUUGCACAUCCUUAAGAUUGUGUCCACUUGGAUUAUCUGGAUCACAGUUCAAGAGGUGUCUUUGAUGAACUACGUUUUCUUUAUUGUGUGGGCGUUUGCUAUUCCUUAUUCCAAACUUCGUCCCUAUGCCUCAAGAAUCUGUACGUUUUGGUCUUGUGUGAUGGUCAUCUGUAAAAUGCUAUACCAGCUGAAAUUUGUCAAGCCCUGGAAUUAUUCCUCAAACUGCACUCAGGUCAACUCUACCAAUGUUGAUGAGUUGUUGGAGAAAUCAUCCUUGUACGUGGCACCAAUUGACCCAGGACUCUGGAUUGGAGGACUGUUGAAGUGCAAUGACAAUAUUCUACUUUGUCUAAAGAAUCAUCUCACCAUCCUGAUUCUAAUGGCUUUAGAAGCGACAGUGUAUCACCACCAAUAUUUUUACUGGACUCAGAAUCAACUGUUGCCACCAGUCACAGGGAGCCUUUUUAAUAAUAUUGCCCGGGAGGACUUGGAUGAUGGACUAUUCAGCUGUAUCAAAUACUUUCUCAACUACAGUUUUUACAAAUUUGGACUGGAGAUAUGCUUUGUGGCUGCAGUUAAUGUGAUUGGGCAACGCAUGGACUUCUAUGCACUUAUCCAUGCGAGUUGGCUGACUUACCUGUUGAGCUACCGCCAGAGGAAAGCAAUAGCCAAAAUCUGGCCCAAAUACUGUUUCUUCCUUGCCAGCAUUGUGGUCUUUCAGUAUCUACUUUGUAUUGGUCUCCCACCUGCUUUGUGCCAAGAUUAUCCAUGGAGAAAUUCCCACUGGUUGCUCCAUUCAAAUCUAAUUAAGUGGCUUUAUCUGCCUGAUUUUGUCAAGAGACCCAAUACUAAUUUUCUCCUGUAUGACUUCCUUCUUCUGCUUUUUGCCUCCCUCCAACGGCAAGUUUUUGAAGAUGAGGAUGAGCCUGUAGUCAGGCUGCAAGCUGGAGAUAACACAGAGAUUAAUCAAGAUUUGGGCCCAGCAGAUCUCAGGGAAUUCAGUUGGGUACCAAACUUUAUCCAUUGCAGAACCUAUUUGGAUCUGAUAAAAGUGAUGAUAUUCAGGUACCUCUUCUGGAUUGUCCUUUGCCUGAUUUUUGUGACUGGGACAACCGGUAUCAGCAUCUUCUGUGUGGGCUACUUCAUUGCCUGCUUCUACUUCAUGCACUCUGGACAAAGUCUUCAGCUGAAGCCCAUCAGAGACAUUCUUAGACCAUGGGACUACUUGAUUGCAUACACUACUUUGGUUAUAGCAGCAAAGAACCUUCUUGCUAUUGGAGCAUGUGCAUACCUUAAUAAAUUACAAAUAAAUCAUUGUUGGCUAAUUCAGACCUUUGCUAUGUACUGCACGAUACCAGGAUAUGACAUAGACCCACCUAGGAAUGAGAUAUGUGAAUUGCCCAAGAAUGAAGCAGGAAUCAUGUGGGAUGCAAUAUGUUUCACACUCUUGCUGAUUCAGAGAAGAAUUUUUAUGAGCUAUUAUUACCUCUAUAUUGUGACAGAUCUCAAGGCUUCAAAGAUCUUGGCCUCCAGAGCAGCUGAGAUGUUUGAAUUGAAACUGAAAAAAAAGGUGAUUUCUCGGGUGGAAGAAAAUAUAAAAUCAAUGGAAAUCAUGAAAAGGCAAGUGGAUCUGAUUAAACCAAAAUUAAAAAAGCAAAGUUCCUUGGAGCAAAAAGUACAAGAAGCAGAAUCUGAUCAGAAAUUGGAAGAAGAAGAGGAUCCAGAAGAUGAUACCAGCAAGAUGGAAAAAGAGAAUAAAAAGACUUGGUGGCAGCCAUGGGUGACACAUGCUUCAGUGAUUCGAAGUGGGAGCUAUUCUCUUUUUGAGACUGACAGUGAAGAAGAAGAAGAAAAAGAAGAAAAAGAACAUGGACCCUCUGAAAAGACUAAUGUCAGUUUGGAAUCCUGUGAUGAAAAUACAGAGAUACCAGCUACUGAAGAGGAUUUGGAUAAGUCAGAAAGUAUUGGGCAAAGAAUAAUCAACACUGUCAAGCUUAUCUUUGUCUUGAUGCACGCAUUCAUGGAUGAUAUUAUAGAAGCACUGAGUUCCCUGUUUAAAGAUAACCUAGACAUAGCUGAUGUGUUGAGAAUAGAAAAGUUCAUUCUCUGGCAACAGAUGAACAAGGGAAAUGAGGUUUCAGCAGAUAUGGUUCUACAGCAUUACAGAUUUGAGAAUAAUCAACCAGUUUAUGGAGAAAAUAAAGCCAAAGUCAUAGGGAUCGAGGAAUGCCAAGGCAAGGGACCUGAAUCUCCACCCAUUGAGAAUACCGAGCCAUCAUGUGUGCAUCACAGGAGAUUCAGUGAAGUUGCAGUGGGGAUUGAGAAGGUAGAAGAAGGGAAUGAAAAAGAAGCCCAAGAAGCCCAAGGAUUCAUUCCGAUCUCUUCCUGUGCAGAACCUGCCAGUCCUUUCAGCUCUCCAUCAGAAAUUCAAGAAUCUGCAGAUUCCUUGUUCACUAGACGUCAAAAACCCAGCAAACCAUUGGGUGAAAUUUCUGCUAUGAUAACAGCCAGUGAGCUGCUGCUUAACAGCACUUUUCAUGACCAUGAGCUGGAACAAUCAGAUAAAUUUUACCAGUGCCUUCCUUGCCUCUUGAAGCUGGGAGCUGCUUUGUACCAUGUUAUGGUCUCUACAUCAGAAAUGCUAUGUUAUUUUGCUAUCGUUCUCAACCACAUGAUUUCUGCUUCCAUUCUUACUUUGGUUCUACCCAUCUUGAUAUUCCUGUGGCCCAUGCUGUCCAUUCCAAGGCCUACCAAAUUCUUCUGGAUGACAGCAAUCAUUUACACAGAGGUAACAAUUGUGAUCAAAUUUAUUUCCCAGUUUGGAUUCUUUCCUUGGUCCUCUGAGAUAUAUUGUAGUAUCAGUGCAGAAGCCCCAUUUGCUUUGCCAAAUAUAGCUGGGAUUGAGAAGAAAGAUGGAUAUGCACAGUAUGAUCUGGUGCAGCUCCUGGCCUUGUUUUUCCACAGGUACAUCUUGAAGUACCAUGGGCUCUGGGAUUCCAGCUCACUAGAUCCUAAACAAAAGGACAUGACCAAGAAACCUAAGAAGAAAUGUUGCAAAGGUCAUUUGAGGGAACAUCAGCCUAGCUCAGGAGGAUGGCAUCUCUCCAAGGACAUCUUCAAGAGGGCUAAUCGAGACAAAUCUCUGAAAGAAGAGCAGAAGAUGUGGGGCCUUUUCAGAAAAUCUCCCCCUGGCAAGAAGAGACUUUCCAAAGAAACAAUACACGAGAAGAUUCUUAAGGCAAAAAAGUUGCUGAUUAAAAUUGUGCGUUGGAUUUAUCAGCCUAUCAAGCAGUUCUUCUACGACAUCAUUUAUCCCAAGUAUAGCCCAGUCUGUGAUGUUUAUGCUUUCAUGUUCAUCGUUGAUGUGAUUAAUUUUAUUAUUGUCAUCCUUGGCUAUGGGGCUUUUGGGAGAUAUUCAGAUGCUGUUGACAUCACAGAAUCCCUUUCGGAAGACGAAGUCCCUGGACCUUUACUUGUGAUACUCUUGGUGCAGUUUGGAACCAUAAUAAUUGAUAGGGCACUAUACCUAAGAAAGAACCAGGUUGGGAAAUGCGUUUUCCAAGUGAUCCUGGUCUUUGGCAUUCAUAUUUGGAUGUGUUUCAUUUUGCCAGGAGUAACACAAAGGAGAUUUAACCGAAAUGCAGUGGCUCAGGUGUGGUACUUGGUCAAGUGCGUUUACUUAGGUUUGUCCGCAUAUCAGAUCAAAUGUGGCUACCCCAAGAGGAUCACAGGCAACUUUUUGACUAAGAGUUACAACUAUAUAAACCUCUACUUAUUCCAAGGAUUUCGUGUGGUACCUUUCUUGACUGAGCUGAAGGCUGCAAUGGAUUGGGUUUGGACUGAUACUACACUCAGCCUGUCCAGUUGGAUCUGCUUGGAGGAUAUUUAUGCAAAUAUUUUCAUCCUAAAAUGUGAGAGAGAAUGUGAAAAAAAAUACCCCCAACCUCCUGGGCAGAAGAAGAAACUGAUUCUGAAGUAUGGGAUGGGAGGCUUCACGAUCUUCUUACUUAUCUGCAUUGUGUGGUUCCCACUUCUUCUUACAUCACUGAAAUCUGUGGCAGGCAUAACUAACCAACCCCUGGAUGUUUCCAUCAAAAUCACCAUCAGCGGUUACGAGUCCUUGUUCACCAUGAGUGCUCAGCAACAAAAUCUGGUUCCUUUCACCCAGGCAGCAUAUAAUCAACUUGCUGCUCAAUAUGCUGUCUAUCCUUCUGCCUCAUACUUUAUAGAUGGCUACAGUCCAGAGGACAUUGUAAUCGCUAAAAUAAAAGGCAAUGCCAGCCUGCUGUGGAGUAUCAGUCCGGCGAGUCGGAAAGCCAUGAUAGCAGAGCUCUCCAGUUCCUCUGCAAUCUAUGUCAGCUUCCACUGGACUCUUCUCAGGAAUGCAUCUCUUGUGAAGAAUGUUGAAGCAUCUGGCAUACAUACUGUGCGAUACGAAGAGAAGGAAAUAAGGGAUCAAAUCAUUCACAUGCUCUCUGGGACACGGACUGAACCAAUUGUACUUCCUGGUGUUCUACCAAGAUAUCUGAGAGCGACUAAUGGGGCAGAGGCUAAAAUGGCAUAUAGCUUGCAAGUUGUUCAUUCCCAGAAGUUACAAGACAUCAAUGCAAUGGCCUUCUUCAGAAAUAUAACCAUAAAGCUGCAGCACUUGCCAGAUAAGGAGUCUUCAAGCCAUGUUUUGGAAUGGUGGAUUGUUAAAGAGCAGAAGCCUGUUUGUUUGGAUAAUGGAUGCAGCAAGAAUAUGGAGAUUAUCAUUUGCAAUGAUAAAGUCAAUCCUUCCAGUUUGGGAUUUGUCGCUGCCUAUGGCAUUGCCGGCCUCUAUAUGUCAUUUGUUUUGGUCAUUGGGAAAUUCAUCCGAGAGUUUUUCAAUGGAAUCUCACGCUCCAUCAUGUUUGAAGAGCUACCCAAUGUGGACCGCAUCCUGCAACUGUGCACAGAAAUUUUCCUAGCGAGAGAGGCUGGAGAAUCAGAGCUAGAAGAGCAGCUCUUUGCCAAACUCAUCUUUCUGUAUCGAUCACCUGAAACUAUGAUCAAAUGGACCAGAGAACACAAGGAAAAGUAAAAGCAGGUGUGGAUGGGAGAUUAUCGCUGAGGAAAACUCUAGAAAAAAAAUCAGGAUCUGCACUUGGCAAAUGGACAUCAAGACAGUGUUGUUUUGGUUUAUUGGAUAUUUAAUCUGCAUUAGGGAAGUGUGCAACUACACGUGAGAUUUAAUAACCAGAGUGCGCUAUGCAGUUUUUUAUACUGCACAGAGAUUGGAACUCUAAAGCUACAUAAUAAUUUGGACCAAGGGAAAUCCUCACUAGGUGGUAGCUGUUCCCAUCAUUUCCUCCCCCUUUAAUUGCAAGUCAGUUUGAUUCCAAAUUACCAAUUCAGCUCAACAGGGCAGUAAAAUUAGCAAUGAAUUAGGAAUUAUAUCUUUAAUUUGUCAAAUAGCUGUGGCAUGAACAAAAGAAAAUGUUAUAUAGGCAUACAAAUUUUGUAUCUUGGGACUUUUCUUUCUCUCUCUCUCUCUCAACCACUAAGAUUCCCAGAUGGUUAUGUACGUGUUUGGCAGCUGGAUACUUCCAUACAGAGGUCACAAUCCCUGUGUGCAGGACACAGAAUAAUGGUCUUGCUCUAGGAAAACAGGCUGCCUGAAUGUUAGAAAAGUUUUCUGAAUAGUGACAGUACUUCAACAAUGGAACCAAUUCUCUAAUAAAGAGAGUACCUCCCUUUUGCUGGAUAGUUCAAGCAGAGGCUGAACAUUUGCCACAGAUGCUUUGAUUCCUGCAGUGGGUACCUAGUUGGACUUCAUGGCCUAAGUCAGGGUUCCUUAACCUCAGCAACUUUAAGAUGGGUGGACUACAACUCCCAGAAUUCUCCAGCCAGCCAUGCUGGCUGGGGAAUUCUGGGAGUUGAAAUCCACCCAUCUUAAAGUUGCUGAGGUUAAGAAACCCUGGCCUAAGUGGUCCCUUCUAACUAACUGACACUAAGAUGUUAAUGCUGGUAAAGGGUUAGAGGAUAGAGUGACCUUCCUAGGGUGGUCCUACAUUCAGGCCUUUGACACAAAUAAUGUACAGGUAGUCCCCAGUUUCAGAAUGAGUUUCGUUCCCAAGGUCUAUCCUUAAGUCGAAUUUGUA
Molecule: messenger RNA, 6805 nt
Organism: Python bivittatus (Burmese python)
Lineage: Eukaryota; Metazoa; Chordata; Lepidosauria; Squamata; Pythonidae
Source: RefSeq, a predicted model, not a curated record